Molecule: messenger RNA, 4130 nt
Organism: Zonotrichia leucophrys gambelii
Lineage: Eukaryota; Metazoa; Chordata; Aves; Passeriformes; Passerellidae
Gene: TGFBR2
Product: transforming growth factor beta receptor 2
Exons: 7
Coding region: 217-1923 (568 amino acids)
Biological process (GO): transforming growth factor beta receptor signaling pathway; cellular response to growth factor stimulus; protein phosphorylation
Cellular component (GO): plasma membrane; signaling receptor complex
Molecular function (GO): ATP binding; type I transforming growth factor beta receptor binding; metal ion binding
Source: RefSeq, a predicted model, not a curated record
UGUAAGAGUAAGAAAGUCCUGCCCAGCUGUUUGCGAAGUUUAAGAUUUCCUGUUUCCCCUGCAGCGCCGAAGUGAAGUUUCAGUGAGUCACCCGCGGUCCCGAGCAGCGGAGCGGCGCAGCCCCGCUCCCCGCCAGCCCCGCCACCGCCGCCGCGGCCUCCCCGCCGCCCCCGCGCCCCGCCCGCGGCUCGCCGGCCGCGCCGAUCCGGCUCCGCGAUGACUCCCCGGCUGCCGCGGAGCCUGCGGCGGCUGCUGCUGCUCCUUUCCCUCUGGGCGCUUAUGGGCAGCUCGCUCCCCGCUCUGCUCGGGGCUCAAUUUACAUCACCUGUAGAAAGAAAUAAGGAAAGUGGACUGAAAAUGCCAAACUUAUGCAAGUUUUGUGAUAUUAAAGCAACAACCUGCUCAAACCAACAUCGGUGCAGGAGUAACUGCAACAUCACUUCUAUCUGUGAGAAGAGUAGUGAAGUCUGUGUUGCUAUAUGGAGACAGAAUGAUGAAAAUGUGACAUUAGAAACAAUAUGCCACGACCCCCAGGAAAAACUGUAUGGUCACAUUUUGGAUGACUAUGACUCAGAGCAGUGUUUAAUGAGGGAAAAGAAGGAUGAUGGGGGAUUGAUGUUCAUGUGUUCCUGCAAAGGUGAAGAAUGCAAUGAUAUGCUCAUUUUUACAUCAGAUGACCCCCAUAAGCCAGAGGAGAAAGAUGAAAUUUCCAAAGUCACAAUCAUAAGUCUUGUCCCGUUACUGGUGAUUUCUGUUGCUGUGAUUGUUAUCUUUUAUGCCUACCGCACUCACAAGAAGAGGAAGCUCAGCAAGGCAUGGGAGAAGAAUGUUAAGCCCAAGAAGCAUAAGGACUGCAGUGAUGGCUGUGCCAUUAUGUUAGACGACGACCGCUCAGACAUCAGCUCCACAUGUGCCAACAACAUCAACCACAACACAGAGCUGCUGCCCAUUGAGUUGGAUGUUGUUGUUGGCAAAGGAAGGUUUGCUGAAGUGUAUAAAGCCAAAUUGAAGCAAAACACAUCAGAACAGUAUGAAACUGUGGCAGUCAAGAUUUUCUCCUAUGAAGAAUAUGCUUCCUGGAAAACUGAGAAAGACAUAUUUUCAGAUGUAAACCUCAAGCACGAGAACAUACUCCAGUUCUUGACAGCAGAGGAACGUAAGACAGACCUUGGCAAACAGUAUUGGUUGAUCACUGCCUUCCAUGCUAAAGGAAACUUGCAGGAAUAUCUCACACGACACAUUAUCAGCUGGGAGGACCUCUGGAAACUUGGCGGGUCCUUGGCCCGAGGGAUUGCCCAUCUGCACAGUGAUCACACACCCUGUGGUCGUCCCAAAACACCUAUCGUACACAGGGACCUAAAGAGUUCCAACAUCCUGGUGAAAAAUGAUUUAACCUGCUGCCUCUGUGACUUUGGGUUAUCCCUGAGGCUGGACCCUUCCCUGUCUGUGGAUGACUUGGCUAACAGUGGGCAGGUUGGCACAGCAAGAUAUAUGGCCCCUGAGGUUUUGGAGUCUAGGAUGAACCUAGAGAACAUGGAAUCCUUCAAACAAACAGAUGUGUACUCCAUGGCUUUGGUCCUCUGGGAAAUGACAUCUCGCUGUAAUGCUGUUGGAGAAGUGAAAGAGUACGAGCCCCCCUUCGGCUCCAAAGUGCGAGAGCACCCUUGUGUGGAAAGCAUGAAGGAUAAUGUCUUGAGAGACAGAGGGCGGCCCGAGAUCCCCAGCUCCUGGCUUAACCAUCAGGGCAUCCAGAUGGUGUGUGAGACGCUCAUCGAGUGCUGGGACCACGACCCCGAGGCGCGGCUGACGGCGCAGUGCGUGGCCGAGCGCUUCAGCGAGCUCCGGCACCACGACAGGCUCUCGGGGAGGAGCUGCUCCGAGGAGAAGAUUCCCGAGGACGGCUCCGUGACCACCGCCAAGUAGCGCACGCCCGGGAGCUCCGGGACGGAGGGAAGUCGCUCCUAGACGUGCUCACCUUGGCAAAGGAAGAGGUCUUGACCGGUGCCUUGACUUGCUUCCUGGAGGACUGAGGCUGUCACUACUCCCUUUGGGCUCCAGCUCUGGACAGGGAGAUGUAUUCUGGGAAUUACAAGCUGGGGGAGUAGCAGUCAUACCCUAGCACUGGCGGCCAGCAUCAUGUCGUAGGAGGAGCUAUAUAUGGUAGCACUUCCUCAGGAAAAGGAUUUGAAAAUAGCCAAUAACAUUAUGCACUUUAUUAAUGCCUGUAUAUAACUAUGAAAUUGCUAUUUUUAUAUAUAUAUAUAUACAUAUAUAUAUAUAUAAAAUGUGUGUGUAUGUAUAUAUAUAUAUAUGUAUCUAUAUAUCUAUAAACAGCCAUGUCCUGGGAAAAGAAAAGUUAUUAAAAGAAAGUGCUUCCAGGAAAUUACCAGUACAUUAGAAAUCCCACCCCUUAGGGAAGGAGCCUGGGGGGAUUGGUAUAGCACCACACCAGCAAUUCUGCACUAAGCGUUCUGCCAAAAAAUAGGAAUAAUAUACAAUAAGAAGAUGACUUUCCAAGCAUGUGCUGUGACCACCUGGCUGUCAUCCUGCUGUUCACAGGAGCAGGAGCAGUCUCACAGCAGACAGGCAAAGUUGACUUUGCAGUUACUUGCAUGGUCCUGUCUGCAGCACAUUGUGGAAAAUUCAGGAAUGCCUUUUCCCUCUCACCUUAACCCCAAAGUCCUCAAAGUGUUCCAGAACAGGCAUGUGAGGAGGGUUGGUCCUUCCCACAUGUGUGUUUUGUGAGUUCAUUAAUGUUAUAUGUUUAUUGCUUUGAAUUUGUGCUGCUUGCAAACAGAUUGCAAAAUAUCAGCAGGAUCAGUUUUCCCCUCCUCCCAUCCCCACCCCCAAACCAUACAGAACAGGACAGGGCCAGCAACAAUCCAAGCAGAUGUUUUAUAUUUGCUGAGCAUUCUGAGUGUGGGCAGUCCUAUUAUUUUCCCCCUGUCUUUACCUUGAUUGUGUUGCUAUAAGAACAAACUUUUUUUUUCCCUUUUCCCUGUACAGUGUGUCUAAUUGCUGGGCAAACCACAGUGUGACUGUUCCACUCUUUCUAAAGAAAGAGGCAGCAGCUGUUGCCUUUAUUUUUGCAAAAAGACCUUGGAGGUGAGGGAAAGCUCCAUAGCAAUAGGUUAAUGGCAUAUCCUGCCCUCAGCAUUGCUUGCAUUUAGGGCUGCCUCAGCAAGUCAGCAAUUCACAGAAUUAAAAAAAAAAACAAAAACCAAAAACAAACCAAAAACAAAGAAAGACUUUUUCAACAGGAUCUUUCAGACUUUGCUUGCAUUCUUUCAGUUCCCCAAAAUGCUUGAGACAGUUGACAUCACAUUGGGCCUAUAUACAUGACAGCAGUGUGUUUAAGAAGUGCUAAAAAUUUUGUCUUUAGGUGUUUUUCAGUGAUUUAUCCACUUUUCUCUUCCUCAUGGCAUGUCAGCAGGCCUUGCAAUUUAGAAAUUCAACCAGCACAAACCAAUCCUGGACACAUGAAUCUGGUGUUGUUUAUUAAACACCUUUGACAGAUAAAUAUCAAUAUUCCUCUCAAAAAUGUUGCCAUGCAAGUCAAUAGGAAUCAUGCUUAUUCAAAUAGGAGUUAAGAUUUAUGAUGGCAAAUACUUUAUUUGAAAUGGUUUUGUAACUGCUUUUUUUUUUUAUUUAUUUUAACCAAACUGCUCAGAGAUGUUAAAACAGAGUGGGGCAAAACCUCCACACCUACAGUGGAACUUCGAGGAUACUAUGGCAUUUUUUUAGGGAUGGAAUGUUGUAAAUUCACAGGGCCAUAGGCAGAGGUAGGACAUGUGGGUGGGGAGUGCAUCCAGGCAGGUAGAAAGUCAUUACAGUGGUAAUGACUCAGUCUCAGCCCAUUUCUCUUCCUCCAUCCACACAGAAGGUCAAGAAAUGGCAAGCAGUAGUUCCUGACAGUACUGACGUUUUUAUGGGGUUUUUUAACACUACAUGUAAAGGAAAAUUUUUAUUCUUUUAAGGAGUACUUCACCAUGUACAUCAUGUAUGAAAUAGGAAUGUGAGCAAUAUAUACUCUUGUAUAUCAAAAGUUUCAAACACUUAACUUGCUUUGUAAACUGUUUUGAGGGGGUUUUUGUCUUGUUUUGUUUUGUAUAAAUCAAAUGUUUAUUGAA